Carassius auratus (goldfish) is the source of this 7721-nucleotide messenger RNA. RefSeq names its product PHD finger protein 21Ab (gene phf21ab). Bases 443 to 2935 code for a protein of 830 amino acids. The transcript is spliced from 18 exons. Lineage: Eukaryota; Metazoa; Chordata; Actinopteri; Cypriniformes; Cyprinidae. Gene Ontology annotation, molecular function: chromatin binding. Gene Ontology annotation, cellular component: histone deacetylase complex. Gene Ontology annotation, biological process: negative regulation of transcription by RNA polymerase II. The record is from RefSeq and is a predicted model, not a curated record.
GGAUCCCGAUGGUUUUGGAGCAGAAUUUCCGCUUAUUUCUAGGAGUUGAGACUGUGCUGUAUUUCUAAGUGCAGCGCGUGAAUCGAACGUUCCGCGCGGUUUGUUAUUUUGUAACAUUUUAAACUUCGCUGGAUACAUUGUUGCCGCAACGGUUGUUUUCCAGCUCAGUGUAACAAUGUAUCCGAUGGCAGCGGGGGGAUAAAAGAGGGUCGAAUGAAGAUCUUUUGCUCGUGCAUGCCUUGAAUUAGUGGUUGCGGCUCAGUCGAGUCCAUCUAACUGUAAUUUGUGCUGUUGGCCUGUUAGCUUUAGCAGAGUUAGCCGUAGCACAAUAUGAAAGCUCCUUAUAUCCAGCAGCAGGGAGUUGGAGAGAGCGCGUGAACACUAGUCUCAGUGCCAGCUGACAGGCUGAAAGUUUCCUGGGACUUUCUGGCGAACUGGAUCCAUGAUGGAAUUGCAAACAUUACAGGAGGCCCUGAAAGUGGAAAUACAAGUCCAUCAGAAACUUGUCGCCCAAAUGAAGCAGGAUCCACAGAACGCAGAUCUGAAGAAACAACUUCACGAGCUCCAAGCGAAAAUCACGGCUCUGAGUGAGAAACAGAAAAAAGUGGUGGAGCAGUUGAGGAAGGAGUUGCUGGUCAAACAGGAGCCCGACUUGAAGCCACAGACUCUCCCAGCGAUCGCAGACGGUAAAACCGUGCUGCUGACACCCGCCUGUCCCCCUUCACAGCCGCCCACAGGGCCUCCACACAACCAGGGGCCUCCACAGAAGACUCUCACCGUGACGCCGGUCAUAACUGCAAAGACUCUACCUCUCGUGCUGAAAGCUGCCACCUCCACCAUGCCUGCUUCCAUGGCAACACAACGCCCCACAGUCGCCAUGGUCACUGCCAUCAGCAACCCCCUGAGACCCGGCAUCAAUUCUGACUCCCAGAGCACACCAAUCAACCUUCAGGUGGCCAGCAAGCUACCCAAUCAGGACACAGAUGCCGGCACACGGAUUUUGUCCAAGAAUGUUAUCGUUGUGCAGGCCACCACCACCACCUCUGCCCAGCAUAUCAAAGUUCCCCAGUUUGUCCCUCCUCCUAGAUUGACGCCUCGACCCACCUUUCAGCCACAGGUUCGACCAAAACCCCCCAUGCCCAUCAAUGUGCCCAUCGCUCCAGCUCCUCCUCCUCCCAUGGUGGCGGCUCCUCUAAUCCAGCGGCCCCUGAUGCUCACCACCAAGCUGACAUCGUCUUUGCCUGCCUCUGCUGGGCCCAUUCACCAGGUCCACAUCGUGAACGGACAGCAGUGUGCCACGAUUGACAAGACCACGAAGGCAGUUACGAGUUGCACCACACAAGUCACAGGCAUUGUCAUCAGUCCUGCCCAGACACUUCAGAUCAGCAACCUUAACUCAGACUUGAAGACUGUGAAACCACAGGGAGGACCAGAACAGGUGGUCACGAGUACACCACCCUCAUCCUCUCCUCCUCUUCCUCCUCCUCCAGCUAAAGUCAAACGAGAGGAGAGCCCUCAGAAACUUGCCUUUAUGGUGUCUCUUGGGUUGGUCACACAUGACCAUCUUGAAGAGAUUCAGAGUAGAAGACAAGAACGUAAGAGGAGAACAACAGCCAACCCAGUGUACAGUGGAGCAGUGUUUGAACCUGAGAGGAAAAAGAGUGCUGUCACUUACUUGAACACUCCGCUGCAUCAAGGCACCAGGAAGAGAGGUCGCCCUCCCAAAUACAGCACCAACACCACCAGCAGCACAGCGGUGCCGGAGCUGGGCUGCAACCCCCUGCUCUCCCCCACCAGCAGCCUUCCCGACUCCCCAGCCCCUGACCGGCCUGAAACUGGGGGCUUUCCCCUCUCUGUCCACCCUCAUUCUGUCCCCCAGCCCAGCCCCAGCUCCGGGGAUGGAGACAUCCAUGAGGAUUUCUGCACUGUGUGCAGACGCAGUGGACAGUUGCUCAUGUGUGAUACAUGUUCGCGUGUCUACCACCUCGACUGCUUGGACCCACCCCUCAAAAACAUUCCCAAAGGCAUGUGGAUCUGUCCUAAAUGUCAAGACCAGAUUCUGAAGAAGGAAGAGGCCAUUCCAUGGCCAGGAACCCUAGCAAUUGUCCAUUCCUACAUUGCUUACAAAGAAGCAAAAGAAGAAGAGAAGCAGAAGUUAAUGAAAUGGAGUGCCGAACUAAAGCUGGAACGAGAACAACUAGAACAGAGAGUGAAACAGCUUAGCAACUCUAUAACAAAAUGUAUGGAGACCAAGAACAGCAUACUUGCCCGUCAGAAGGAGAUGCAGGCCUCUCUGGACAAGGUAAAACACUUGGUCCACCUCAUCCAGAGCUUUAACUUGACUCAGUCCAUGGAGACGGACAUCAUACAGGAUUCCAAACAGGACUGCAUAGAGUCAGGGAGCAUCAAAGACUCAAAGGAUGCUACACAAGGGUGUGUGCAGGAGAGUCCCACCGAGCCUAGCGUGCAAGUACCAGCUGCCGUAGCAGUUCCCAAAGUGAAGGCAGAGCCAGAGGUGGGCGAAAUGGCAGAGCCAGCAGCCGCAGUCACACCUGAUGCUGCAUCAGGUGAAUCGGGAGUUAGUGCCCUGGAAGUGCCCAAAACCACAAUUGGUGAGGAGAUGAUGGAUGUGGCGAAAACGCCGGAGCCUGCUGAAUUGCCUCAGGCCAGGGACGUAAAAACGAAUGGAGGAACAGACUUUGUUUGUACCGGUUUGAACCCAGAAGAAGUGGAGGGUGCUGUGGAUGCCGCAGAAUCUGUGGGUUCUGAGAACAUCCCUCCCAGUGACACCAGUUGUGUAGAGGAUUCUGGGAAGAUGGAAGUGGAGCUGCAGGAAGAUGGAAGUCAUGGCGUGAACACCAACAACGGCAAAACCUCAGAACCUUCUCAGCAGGCUUUGCCAGCCCCUCUAAGCAGCGUGGACAACCCCAAAUAGUUCUCAGCCUCACACUAAACACAUUUACAUCACCAAAACAUUUAAACAGAUUUUCCUAUUGCACCUUGGACUGGUGCACAAAGUUGCCAAUCUAUACAUAUAUAUAUUAUACAUAUAUAUUAUCUAUAUCCAAAUAAAUGUUGUUUUUUUUAUUUUCUUUCUUUUACUUUUUUUUUUUUUUUCAAUGGUAAAACUGUUUCAACAGUACUUCUACAUCCAAGGCACACUAGUCUUGGUUCUUGUAGACCAAUAGAGCCCAAACUUGUGAGUGAAAAGGGUGACUGGUGAAAGAGUGUCAUGCCAAUUAUAUUAGAUUAUUAAAAAAAGAAAAAUGGUGGUUUAAUAAUAUUAAUAAUAAUUGUUCUAAUAAUAAUGAUGUUGAUAAAGAUGAUGGAUGAUUUAUCAGAUCAGACCAGUGUGUGCCUCCAACAUGGGGUUUGUUUUCCAUAGGUUGUCUUAGUUUUCUUCUCCUCAGGAGGAGAAAGGCAGGGCAGAUGUGUCCAAAGACUGCAAGACUAUGCCCACACCCUGUGCACCUCUAGCCAGGCCUGAGUGCCCGGCCAUACCAAAAGCUUCUCUUUCCAAACAGGACAAAAUAUAAAUAAAUAACCAGUGCAUCAGUAUUCACCAGGGACAAGGCAGAGGUUUAGAAUCCUGUUGUUGGCAUGGGCUAGACUAAAUCAGGAAUGCCUAUAGCAACCCCAAUUUCUUUCCUGCACUCUACAUCUUGUCCACAUUUCCCAGUUAGCUGUAGAAGUGUCCCCUCUCAAAGUCAUCUCAGGCUAAUCAGUGGUCGAGCGCAUGGCAAAGCCUUUCAAGAUCUUUGACUAAGGGCUGGAAGAGGAAGCUACACCAGAAGUCACAUCUUGGUAACUACAACAAAUCAUGCGUGGUAGAUUAGUCUGAAAAGUGGUGUUGGUUCUGUGUGUUGAAUCUUGAGUCUUGUUCUAAAGUCAGUAUAUGUGUGUAUUCUAUGCUGUUUGUGGAUUUUAUUAAGUUUGUUUGUUUUUUUAGAAAAUAUAUUCAGGUCUUCCUAGUCUUCAUUGAAAAAUAAGUGCUUUUCUGUUUCAAGAAACAGUUGUUUGUUAUCAAUGGUGUUUAAAAAAGGCAUGAAUUAUGCAAGCAGCUUUCUCAAUUUCAGAGAUGCACAUUGCAUAAUGAGUGUUUUUAUUUGAAUUCCGAACUGCCAAAUGCUUUAGUUUUUUUUUUUUUUUUUUUUUUUAUUGAAAUUAAUGGUAAUAUCCUCUUACUGUGUUUAGUCUACAAUAUAAUGGACUAGUCCCAUCCCCAUUUUUCCAAAAUGUUUUUUUUUUUUUUUUUUUUGAAGAACAAUAAUGACUAAGUCACAAUUUUCUGUCUUAAAACUUGAGGGUUGGAUGUAUGAGCCAAAUUGAAUAAUAAGGAAAUGACAGAAAACCCUUAAUUAAAGCACAAGCUUUAUUGUAGAUAACUAAAGCAAACGCACUAAGAACCUCUUAAGAGACUUUGAGCAAAAUUUUAAAAAAGCGCUUAAAUCUUAACUGUUGGUUUUUACGCUUGCCAACAUCCUGGAAAAUCGAAAACAACAGCCAGUUGCUUGCGUACAAAGUGGGAAGCACUGUUUAGGACCAUCUUCUGCUGGUUUUUGCUGGCUUUGUGUUGUGUUGCAUAUUAUCUUAUCCUGUCCCAGAUAACAUCUUAAGUCUUAAAAAUAAUGCAUGGAUGGCACCUUUUAUGUUUAUGUCAGGUCAUUCCAAAAAGCAUAUCCCUUUUAGCUUUGUGAAUAUAGCCACUCAGGCUAGGUUUGAACGCAUAUCAAAUUCCACAUAUCUGUUUAGGGCAUCUUUGUAAGUCCUCAUUUUGACUAUAUGUAUACAGUAGUGCGUAUUUAUUUGGGAUUUGAAAAGAACGAUGCAUUGCUCAUUUUGGCUGUUUAAACACGAGAGAACCUACCAUGAUAUGGAUUCUGUAUUUGGGAUGAUGUUUACUAUUUUGUUUGUUUUAAAUGAUCUAUUUAUCUUGAUUAGUCAGGAUUUCUUGGCUUUAAAACUCAAUUUGUGAUUCUUAGUGCAUGGGGUCUUGGUUAUAUCAACAAUGUGCUGCAAUUUCUCACAAUCUACUGUGAAAAUUCACAUACUUAUCCUUAAUACAUUCCCAUAAUGACUGUUACCCUCUGAGCCAAGGCUGGGUAAUAACGGACAAACAUUAAUAUCAUGGCGUCCAUUAUUGUGGCAUAACAUGAAUAUUUAAGGCCUUCCAGAAGUCACCAUUGUCAGAGUAGAGAAUAUUUAAAGAAAACUACUUUUAUUCCUUCCUGUACAGGUGCCCAGAGUGCCUUCAACCUUUUGCAUACUGAAUUUAAUCUCAUAAACUGGUCACAUUUCCCUCUGUAAAACGUCACUGAGUUAACCUUGAUUGGAAGCACAUUUCUUGUAAUUUCAUUUGGUUAAAGUGAAACCGUUGUAGUGAUGUGCUUGUGUUAGUGUAGUCCUGUCUGUCUUUACUUAAUCUACUUAUCUGCUGUAAUUAAAGAGCCCCUCUUAGAGUAGGCUAUAUUUUAAGGAGUUAAGGAGUUGCCUUGAGCUUUUUAAUACUCUGAACAAAAGUAUAUCUAAGUGAUUGCACAAAAUUGGUCUAAAGAAAGGGAAAAAAAAGGAGUUGUUCCUUAUAAUGAGUGUUAAAUUAAUUCAUUGGUUUAUCAGAGCACUCUGUGCUACCAAAAUAUUAAGUGUGUGAAUCUUGUGACAAAAAUGUGUUUUUUGGAUUGACAUUCAUUGGAAAAAAAGGUCUGGAAGUUUAGGAAGUCAUGUUUUUUUUGUCUUUAUGCACUUUUUAUAAGAAUGUCCUAAGUAUUACUCCCGCCACCGCCAAAACACCCCAAAAAAAAACUUAAGUGUCUGCUCGUUUUAAGUUAUUUUGUAGUGUGUGAUUCAGGAGAUUUUUUUUUUCUCUUCUCGUGUUUCACAAAACAGGACUGUUCAGGCCAGUGACUACUACUUAACAUAACAUACAUAACACUCUGCUCUUAAAACGACUUGCACCCUUUCUUAUUAGCGUCAUGCCCUUCAUCUCUCCUUCAGUCACUGAGUUAGAGUAAUGGACUUGUACCUGAAUCAGGUAUUUAAAUUUCAGCCUUGACUAUUAGCAAAGCUGAACGGAUCAAAAAAAAAACCUGCAAUCUGAUUGGAUGGACUCAAACCCCCAGAACACCAACCUGUCCAAUCAGUUCAACAAAAAGCAUGCCUUCUUAUGCAAAUUUUUUAUAAGUUUUGUCAAACUUUUUUUAAAUAUGCAUUUAGUUUUGAGUUUAUUUUGUAAAAUGAUUUUUAUGUGAACUUUGUGUCACUUUCCUUUUUACAUGUCUGGCGAAGAUGAUGCCAAAACACAACAGUAUACAUAUGUACAUCUCUUAAAUACACUUGCAUUUUUUUGUUGUUUAAAUUAUGACCUUUCACAAUGGCACCUGUAGAUAAUAGUUCAUUCAUGUACAGUUACAGAUAGGAAUUAUUUGCUGGCCACAAAUCUGGUCUCUUUGGAACGUGGAAAUGUGGCGUUUCGGCUGUGUAUGUAUCUCAUGGACCGUUACUUUCAUUCAAGUCUGCCUUUGCUAGCACACCAUGCUGAAUGUUAUUGUUAUCUUGGGGCACUGGGUGGGGGGUACCAAUGGUUGUGAGAAGAUAUUUAUGGUCUUAUAUGGCUUAUCUUGCAGACUGCAUGUAAUCCGUUGUGGGUGGGGCCUUGAAGUAAGGGGAGGGAACAUCUGAAAGCCACGCAUUCAAGUUCUUAAGUCAGUAUACCCAAAGAGACUGCAAACAUUUUGCUGUUAGGAAGCUUUUUUAUAUGCAUUCGAGAUACAUAUCAUGUCACGAUUGAUUUUUGCUCUAGCUUACGGCUCGGACAGGUGGGAAAUGCUUUCUAAUUUGCCUGUAUGGCUUUGCAAUUUUGGUUUUAGAACUUCUUAAAGAUGAAAAGUUGCCGUGUACAUUUUAUGCAUAACAUCAAAACAUUUUCACACCCAUUCCAGCUGUUCAUCCUGUCAUCUUGAUCUUAAUUGUGUGUAGAUUAUCUAUAUUCUUUAUGGUGCGUUAUAAUUCCACAGUGACAAUGAAGUCAUUGUAGUUUUAAUGUAGUUUCUGUUCACUUUACAUACUAUUUACUCAGUCAUGAUUGUGGCCUUCUCGUACUGUUGAUGCAUUUCAUUUCUGUAGUCGUGACUUUCCUGGUGUUGUGCACUGUGUGUGAGCGAGUGUGUUUGUUUGAGCAGGUGUGUGUGUGUGUGAGCGUUACCUCAUCUACAGUCAGCUGUCCAAUUGGAAAACAUUUUUGUUUACGCGUGCAAAAAAGAAAAUCAAAAAAAAAAAAAUUCUUCCACUUGAUGAAACACAAAACAGGAUACAUUGUAGCGACAUGAGUUAUUUAAAAAAUUAAAAAUAAAUAAAAAGAAAGAAAAAGUUCACCUGGUGUGCUGAACUAAGUGUAAAUGGUUUAUUACACAGUAUGAAUAUUUGUAAAAUUGUUUGUAUUUUUUCAUAAUGAUUUUAAAAAGGAGUGUGUUUAUUUUUUGACUUUUUUCUGUUACAGAGCUCGCUCUCUCUCUCUCUCUCUGGUCUUUUUUCUCCUUGUUUGUUCGCCUGACAUUGUGAGUGCGUCAGUUGGUUCUUACCUCUCCUGUAUUGAGCCUGUGAUGAGUCCUUUGUAUGCAGUGUUUUGAAAAUACUGUAGGGAACAUUGGAAGAAAUUGAUAUUAGGAGCAUUUGAUCAAUUUGUAUUUAUUUAUUUUAUCAUUUUGUUAAUAAAUUGACAAAAA